AUGUUUAUACAUUAUGAAGAUCAAGCAUUCAAUGAUUUAUCAGAGGAUUGGAAAUUAGCUAUAUUGGAUCUAUUUAAUCACAGCUAUGGUAGGUGGAGUAGAGACGUCAAACCUCCACGCGUACCAGGGUCACGUGUUAGAAUGACUCUAAGACAAUUAAAUCAAAGAAGUAAGAAUUCUUUUGUCAUUCUUGCAAAGACUGCUUCAUUGUCACCAAAUAAUAAUUAUAAUAAUAAUAAUAGUAUUAAUAAUAAUAAUAAUAAUAAUAAUAAUAAUAAUAUUAAGAAUGAAUUAGUUGGAUAUGCAUUAUAUACAAAAUUUAUGGUACCUCAAAUGGGAGAGGCAAGAUGGAUAGUACAAUUUGUAGUUUCUGGUGAAUACAGACACCAUCAUAUAGGUAGAGAAUUAAUAUCACAUGCUUUGGGAACAGGAUGGACUGUAUCAGGUCUAGUCAGCAGUAACCCCUAUGCAAUUAGGUGUCUCGAAAAGGCAUCGUCGUCGCAAUGUAGUUCUGUAGAGACUUGUAAAUAUGUAGAUACCGUCAUUCAAUGUUGUAAUAUAUCCUAUAUACGGCGAUCACCACUACACUGUACGCAAUCCCAAUCAUUGAUAGAUACUCGAUUCCGACUUGACCAUACCGACAGUUUAAAAUACCUAGAGGAUGAAAAAGAAAAGGGUCAUUGGAAAUUGGGUGAUCAUCUACCUGAAGGAAUGGAAUUUGUUGGUUUAGUAUUUAAUCAUCAAUUAUUAAAUAAUAAUAAUAAUAAUAACAAACAAUUUGACAAUGACGAUGAUGAUGACGAUGAUGAUGAUGAGGGAAUAUAA
Molecule: messenger RNA, 825 nt
Organism: Cavenderia fasciculata
Lineage: Eukaryota; Evosea; Eumycetozoa; Acytosteliales; Cavenderiaceae
Exons: 1
Coding region: 1-825 (274 amino acids)
Molecular function (GO): acyltransferase activity, transferring groups other than amino-acyl groups
Source: RefSeq, a predicted model, not a curated record